This is a messenger RNA of Vigna angularis (adzuki bean), 3089 nucleotides long. RefSeq names its product disease resistance protein RPV1-like. The record is from RefSeq and is a predicted model, not a curated record. The coding region runs from base 50 to 3004 and encodes 984 amino acids. NCBI's taxonomy places the organism in Eukaryota, Viridiplantae, Streptophyta, Magnoliopsida, Fabales, Fabaceae. The transcript is spliced from 5 exons. Gene Ontology annotation, molecular function: ADP binding. Gene Ontology annotation, biological process: signal transduction; defense response.
GUAUUGCUUUCUCUUCUAACUCUUCCUCGCCUCUCAUCAAUUCCUUUCCAUGGAUAACGCCUCCUCAUCCUACAAACUCCCACGGAAGUACGAUGUGCUCAUCAACUUCAACGGAGAAGACAUCCACAGGAAAUUUGUUUCUCAUCUCAAUUCUGUCCUCUCUACUGUUGGUCUCACCACUUUCCUUCAUCACCACAAUGCAGUAAAGUCAACUCACAUCCAAGAACCUAUUCUCAGCCGCUGUCGUGUAGCAAUUGUUGUUUUCACCCAAACCUAUUCUCAAUCUGCCUGGUGUCUUAAUCAGCUUCAACAAAUCAUCAAAUGGCACGAAACUUAUUGCCGACAUGUUCUGCCUGUAUAUUAUGAAAUCCAGCCAUCUGAUGUACGUCUUCAGAAGGGUGACUUUGGAAAAGCCUUGAAGGCAACUGCACAACAAACAUUUUCAGGAGAAGAACUGGAGGAUGGAAUGUCCAGGUGGAGUCAUGCACUCACCAAAGCUGCAAAUUUCUUUGGAUGGGAUGAGAGCAAUCACAGGAGUGAUGCUGAAUUAGUGGACAAAAUUGUUAAGAGCGUUGUUAAUUUACCAAUCUUGUCUGCUACUAAAUUUCCAGUUGGAUUACAAUCCCACGUGGAAGAUCUGAUUCGAACUAUAAAAAAUAAAUCCAAUGAAGUUUAUAUGAUAGGGAUAGGUGGAGAGGAAGGAUCUGGUAAAACCACUCUUGCCAAAGCCAUCUACAAUCAAAUUCAUUGGACAUUCAAGAAGAAAAGUUUCAUUGAAAAUAUUUCACAAGUCAGCGAAAUAAGAGGGCAACUUCGUUUACAAGAACAACUUCUUUUAGAUGUCCUAAAACAAAAGGUGGAGAUUCCUAACAUUGAUGUGGGAAGAAGUAUCAUUCGGGAAAGACUUUCUGGGAAAAGGGUGCUCAUUGUACUUGAUGAUUUGCCUUCCAAUUAUGAACUGUUAGCACUAUGGAAUUAUAGUCAUAAUUGGUUCGGUGAAGGAAGUGUAAUAAUCAUUACAAUAACAGAGUUCGGCGUAAUGAGUAAAUAUCCAGUUGAUUCUGUAUUUCGGAUAAACCUAAUGAACGAAGAGGAGUCCCUUGAGCUUCUUAGUUGGCAUGCAUUUAGAGAACCAAAACCAAAGGAAGAAUACGAAGACCUUGCAAGAAGAGUAGUUAGUUAUUGUGGAGGAUUACCUCUAGCUCUUGAAGUCAUUGGAAGUACUUUAUUUGAAAAGACGAAAGAGGAAUGGAACAGUUUAUUGUUUAGAUUUCGGAUCCCGAUGGUUGACAUUCAUACUGUUCGAGAGAUAAUAAAAGUAAGCAUCGAAGGUUCACUGAAUGAAAUGGAAAAAGAUAUAUUCCUUGAUAUAUGUUGUUUCUUUGUUGGUAAGAGCAGAGCCUAUGUUAGGAAGAUCCUAAAUGGCUGUGGAGUAGACGCUGAUAUUGCAAUAAGAGUUCUUAUCGAGCGUAACCUUAUCAAAAUUAAUAAGAACAACAAAUUUGGAAUGCAUCCUUUGCUACAAGAAAUCGGAAUAAAAAUUAUUUAUGAAAAUUCAGGAAAGGAUCUUGGGAAGAACAGGCGACUGUGGUUUGAUAAGGAUGCAAAAUAUGUGCCAGAAACCUUGCAGUGGUUGCCUGUGGAACCACCUUCAGUUCGCAUUGCCUUUGGAGAACCGAUUCUAAAUUCAGAGUACCUUCUUAAGAAGCUAAGAUGGAUCAGAUUGCAUGGGUUUUCUUCAGAAUGUCUACCUAACAACUCUUAUGAGGAUGAUUCAACAGCGAUUGAUUUAAAACGCAGUCUUCUUCGAUUUCUCUGGAAAACACCCCAGGUUUUGAGAUCCAUAAAAGUCCUUAACCUCAGUCACUCCGAGCAUUUAACUACAACCCCUGACUUUACCGGAUUACCAUGUCUUGAACACCUCAUUUUCAAAUAUUGUUCAAGAUUGAGCAAAGUACACCAAUCUAUUGGAUCACUCAACAGUCUUAUACUGCUAAAUUUGAAAGACUGUACAAGUCUAAACAAUCUUCCAACAGAGAUAUAUGACUUGAAAUCUUUAAGAACCUUCAUUCUUUCUGGUUGUUCCAAGAUUGACAUAAAGGAUAAAGAUAUAGCAAAGUUGGAAUCCUUGAUAACUUUAAUUGCUGAAAAUACAGCAGUGAAACUUGUUCCUUUUUCAAUUGUAAGCUCAAAAAGCAUUGGAUAUAUAUCCCUACGUGGAUUUGAGGGAUUAUCUCAUAAUCUUUUUCCUUCUAUCAUUCGGUCUUGGAUGUCCCCAAUAAUGAAUCCCAUCUCUUAUAUUCAUUUGUUUUGCAUGGAUAUGGAGGAUAAUACGAUUGAUAUUGCACCGUUGCUUAGCACCCUUGCAAAUAUUCGAAGGGUUUUGGUAGCAUGUGACACCGAUUUCCAAUUAUCUAAGGAACUGAAAAAUAUUUUGGAUGACUACUUUCCGGGUAUCACAGAAUCAGGAAUUUCAAAGCAGCACUGCAGGUGUUCUUUGAUUGGUGUUGGAGCAUACCACAAAUUCUUCAAUGCUGUCAAAAACAUAUAUGAGGUAUUGGCAAGCAGUGAGUCUGGUGAUAUUUGUCUCCCAGCCGUCAAUGAUCCUUAUUGUUUAACCCAUAUGGGUCAUGGACACUCUGUUUCUUUCGUUGUGCCUCAAGAUCGUUACAUGAAAGGAAUGACUUUGUGUGUUGUUUAUUUAUCAACUCCUAAAAUCAUUGAACCUGAAUUUACUACUGUCGUAGUUGUUAAUUACACAAAGUGUACAUUCCAGAUACACAACCAUGGCACAGUCAUUUCCUUUAAAGAUGAAGAUUGGCAUGACAUAAUGUUAAAUUUAGAAUCUGGAGACAAGGUGGAAAUUUUUGUGAAUUUCGGCAAUGGAUUGGUGGUCAAGAACACCACGGUGUAUCUGAUAUGUGGUGAAUCAAAGAACAUGAAAAAAGCGUCUGAGCCAAAGAAGCAUGGUCUCAUUAGAUUCGUAAAGAAAGUUGUAAUGUGACUUCUGAUAAGUCAUUUAUGUUCUUUGAGAACAACAUGAUCACUUUAGUGAUGGAAAUAAUACUAUUGUUCUUUAUUGCUAUUUA